This is a messenger RNA of Cololabis saira (Pacific saury), 3280 nucleotides long. RefSeq names its product Rho guanine nucleotide exchange factor (GEF) 25b (gene arhgef25b). Lineage: Eukaryota; Metazoa; Chordata; Actinopteri; Beloniformes; Belonidae. Gene Ontology annotation, cellular component: cytoplasm; plasma membrane. The record is from RefSeq and is a predicted model, not a curated record. Bases 267 to 2294 code for a protein of 675 amino acids. The transcript has 16 exons. Gene Ontology annotation, biological process: axon guidance. Gene Ontology annotation, molecular function: guanyl-nucleotide exchange factor activity.
CACACUGGGAGGCUCUUGAGUUGAAGCCAGGACCUGCUUUUCCUGCUGUUUUUUUUUAUCAGAUCAUGGAAUAGGAAUGGCAUUCCUCCCAUGGCUGUUUCUGCUCAAUUUUGGAAUAUAACUAUGAAGCUCACUGCAUGCUUUUCCACACAUCUUCCCCGAGGAUUACCAGAGGAAUAGUGUGUGUUUGUGUGUGCUUGUGCGUGCAUGUCCAGCACUAUGCCUGCUCCUGACUGCGUUGGAUCUAGCAGCCAAAGCACAUCACCAUGAGGGGGGGUCACCACCAGCGAGGCUGUGGGUGUCAGCAGCUGUUCAUAAAACUACUCCGCAAAUGUGGGUGCUGCUCUGUCAGAGGUAGAGUGGAGUCAUACUCUGCUGCGGGCAGCGACGGCAGCAUUGCUCCAUCUGUAGCAGCUGUGCCCCACCAAGCAUCAGGCAGCGCCAGUCCUUGUUCACCCUCAUCAUUUGGAGGAUCACGGCACCCUGUUAGUGCCUUGAAAAAAUGGCUCACCAAUCCAGUCCGGAAACUGGGCUCUGACGCCAGCAGUGGCGCAGAGAAAGCUGAGAAGCAGAUGUUCAAGUCUGAUGACAGCCAACCACCAUUGGUCCUUUCUCACAACAUGGCUCAGCAAGGUUCCAUGGAAAUGCACAAUGACUACACAAGCCCGUCCCCUGGAAACGUGGAGAUGAAAGAUGUUCUUCUGAGUCCGGUGGUUCCUUCUCCUUUACAGCCAACCCAUCAGAGUGACUUAUGUGGCCUUCUGCAAAGCAGGGACUCGCAAAGUCUAAGUCAGAAAUCCAGCAUUAACACUCUGCAAGGGGAGGACAGCUACGCUGUUGCUGAUGAAACGGCCAGCCUGUCAUCUGCUGCUGUGGACAGCGAGGACGAAAGAAAUGUUGCCUUGGAGAAGAGUUUAUACGUACUGGCCGAGCUCAUAGAGACAGAAAGAUUGUAUGUUGAAGAUCUUGGUCUUAUAGUCCAGGGCUACAUGAGCACAAUGUCUAAUCAGGGAGUCCCGGAGGACCUAAAAGGGAAGGACAGGAUUGUGUUUGGAAACAUUCACCAGAUCUAUGACUGGCAUAAAGACUAUUUCCUGGGAGAGCUGGAGAAAUGUGUGAAUGAUCCAGACAGCUUGGCCCAGCUCUUCAUCAAACAUGAACGACGUCUUCACAUGUAUGUGGUCUAUUGUCAGAACAAACCCAAGUCGGAGCACGUCGUCUCCGAGUACAUUGAGACCUACUUUGAGGAUCUCAGGCAGCAGCUGGGCCACAGGCUGCAGCUCAAUGAUCUCCUGAUCAAGCCUGUUCAGAGGAUUAUGAAAUAUCAGCUGCUCUUAAAGGAUUUCUUGAAAUAUUAUAGCAAAGCUGGGAAGGAUGUUGAGGAACUGCAGAGUGCAGUGGAGGUGAUGUGUUUUGUGCCAAAACGCUGUAACGACAUGAUGAACGUGGGAAGGCUCCAAGGUUUUGAGGGUAAAAUCACCGCUCAGGGGAAGCUGCUCCAGCAGGAUACUUUCUCUGUGAGCGAGCAGGAAGGCGGCCUCCUGUCCAGGGCGAGGGAGAGGAGAGUCUUCCUGUUCGAGCAGCUGGUCAUCUUCAGUGAGCCAAUUGAUAAGAAAAAGGGCUUCUCUUUGCCAGGGUACACGUUUAAAAACAGCAUCAAGGUGAGCUGCUUGGGUGUUGAAGAGCCCUCCGAGGAGGAGCCGUGCUGUCUGGUCCUGACCUCCAGGGGAACUGACGGCAGUGUAACGCGUUUCAUCAUGCAUGCCUCAUCUCCAGAAAAACAGCUAGCUUGGUUCUGCGAUGUGGUCCAGAUCUUAGAGACUCAGAGGAACUUCCUAAAUGCUCUCCAGUCACCGAUAGAGUACCAACGCAAGGAAAGUACAGUCGGGUACAGUCUGGGAAGAAGCAUGCGUUCUCCUGUUGCACAACCAUCCGGCCUGCGGCCUCACUCCUCCGCGUCCAUGGACAGACGUCACCAGCCCUCCCUGCUGACUUACAACAACUCUCUGCCCUCUCUGCACUCUCCCCGACUCAGCUCGACCUCAAAGGUCUCCAACCCCUGUGGGAUGACACUUCGAGCAGCUCACCCUCCGUUUUCCUCACACCAGCAGCUUAGUACGUGCACAGAGGUGAAACAUGACUGUGACUCGUGCAACAGCCUGCCGCACUGCAGCCAUCACCAGCAGAAGGGUGUGAGCGCCAGUUUCCAGACGAUCACAUUUUGUGAUGACGCGACUUACUCAGCACUUCGACCAAACAGCUUGGAUCAGCUAAAGGAGAGCGAACAGCAGUGACCCGGCUGCAUAAUGAACUCUGGGAUCUGAGUGCUGUCAGCACAGGUUGUUUCACUCCUCCACAGAAAUCCACAAAGCGUGAUAUUUAAGUUUAAUUUUAUACUAGGUCAGUCUAGGUUUGACCUAAUGUGAUCAUGGUGGUUUAAGCAUGUUCCUGUAAGGGUGUGUACAUAAUCUGCAUAUGCAGAUAUACAGUAUGUAUAGCGGGUAAGAUGUGUUGUAUAAAUAGGUUUAUAAUCACUACAGAGACUGAAGUUCAUCAUGCUUUACGCUGUAAAUGUUUGAUUUUCUUAAAUUCCCCACUUGAUAUUUUUGUAAUGUAUGUUUUUCACAAAUUAGCAUUUUUUCCCCUCACGAACAAAGUUCAGAAACCCCCGACGCAUGUCUUCAUGUAACUGUCUCCUUUAGAUCGCUGACUGACUGUACAGUAUAACUUCCAAUUUCACGCUGAUAUCUUGAUUCCAUCUUUGUAUUUCCAGCAGAUUAGCAAAUAGCUGUGUUUUCCAUUCAGUGGACUAGUUCAGCCCCACCAUUGUGAACGUUAUCUGGGCUAAACACACUUGCAAACUGAAAGUACAAUUAAUAAGCAAGUAAAAAGAGGAAAAAGGGAACAAAGAUCAAACUGAGGUGCUCAUAUGUUAUUGUCAUUUUGAAUGUAAAUCUUUUUUUUUGUAGGAUUAUAUCAGAAAACGUCUAUGUCCUGAUACACAUAGAAUUAUUAAACAGAAGUGUUGUUGCUGGUUAUUGUUUAUUUUUCCCUUAUAAGUUUGUCUAUAUUUUUGUUAGUUGAAAAUGUGUAUUUUCCAAGUGUACAAUGGUCUUUUUUUUUUGUUUCUCCAUCAUCAAACUGGGUUAUUUUGUGGUUGUUUGGACUCUUGACUUUCAUCUAUGAAAUGUUGCCUGUAUCAUUUGAAACCCGUGUUCUGCUUGGUCCAUGUUCACUCUGUAAUCCAAUUAUAAGUAAAACCAAAAACACAUGCCCUUGA